GGAGGAGGGGUUUAUUUUCUUCUGUUAUUAUUUUUUUCCCCUGAAGUGCCUUUUCCUAAAGGGACAUGAGCAAAAACAGCCCCGAGCAACGACUCCUCCUCCUCCUCCUCGCGAACUGAAGCGAGCUCGUGGUGUUCGGGUUGUCAGGGAGCCCGUGAUGGUUCAGAUGUGCACGCAGUAUGGCAGAUGACCUAUUGGAAUAAUUUCAGAGCCGUGCUGUGGUUGCUACGACAACCACUGCUCUCUUGGCUUUCAUCUGGCCAUGUGACAGUGACUUUGACGUCAGCUGGAGGCAGAGUCUGUGGUUUAGUCCACACAGCCAAAGGCUUGUGAGAAUCUAGUGGAUGCUGGACUUAUCCCCCUUGCUGCUGCUGCUGUUUCCCAGGGGCUGCCAGGGCAUGGACUACUAACGCCUUGCAUUUCUAAAAUCAGAUAAAAAAUUUUUGACACCAAGAUGGGAAAACAGAACAGCAAACUACGUCCUGAGGUCAUGCAAGAUUUGCUAGAAAGUACAGACUUUACAGAACAUGAGAUCCAGGAGUGGUACAAAGGCUUCUUGAGAGACUGUCCAAGUGGACAUUUAUCUAUGGAGGAGUUUAAGAAAAUAUAUGGGAACUUUUUUCCUUACGGGGACGCUUCUAAAUUUGCGGAACAUGUGUUCCGCACUUUCGAUGCUAACGGCGAUGGAACAAUAGACUUUAGAGAAUUUAUCAUAGCCUUGAGUGUAACAUCUAGAGGUAAACUGGAGCAAAAGCUGAAGUGGGCAUUCAGCAUGUAUGAUCUGGAUGGAAAUGGAUACAUCAGUAAGUCAGAAAUGCUGGAGAUAGUGCAGGCAAUCUAUAAGAUGGUUUCUUCGGUAAUGAAGAUGCCAGAAGAUGAGUCAACACCAGAGAAAAGAACAGAGAAAAUCUUCCGUCAGAUGGACACCAAUCGAGAUGGCAAACUCUCUUUGGAAGAGUUCAUCCGAGGAGCCAAGAGUGAUCCAUCCAUAGUCCGUCUCCUUCAGUGUGAUCCUAGCAGUGCAGGGCAAUUCUAAAACAGUUCUUUGGAUGAAUUGUGUAUCUGCUUUUUGUUUUUUGUUUUUUUUGCCAAACAACAUUCAUGGUGGUGUUGCCUCUGUAUGACCAGUUAUGCCUUCUUUUGUGGCAUCUUUUAGCUUCUUUUGUUGUGGAUUAAUUAUAAGAAUGCUGAAUGCUCUUAAUAGUUUGUCCAGAACACAGACAGAAUACUGUUUUAAAUGGACAUUGUGGUGUUAACUUGUUUAGAAGAUUUUAUUUUGUUCAAUUUGUCUGUUCUCAAAAGUAAACCACAAGAAGGAAGAAACCUUCAGCAACAUAUUAUUGCCACAUUUAGAAUGCUACUUUAAUAGUUGAAAAUUCACCCGCAGGAUCUGAAGCACAAUAGUGGUUGAAGUGCAAAGUGUUACAACAGGUGCAGUAUUUGAUUUGUACAGUCUUUUUUUAUCCAGCAGGCACAAGAGAAACUACAAAACAGGAUGAGUAAGAAGUGUUAAUACAAUAAGUUAGCAAAUUCUAGCCUACUUCAGUCUCCCUACAAUGCCACGUUGUUUCAAUACUGUGAAAGUUUUUAAGGUGCAUUGAGAAGGGGGGGAGGGAAUGAUCAGCUGUUUUUUUUUAACAGGCUUAUGCUGGUUGAUUUAACAUGUGUUUGAUUUCCAGAUAAAACCAAUUUAUAAUUCUAAUUAAAACAAAAAACCAGGUGGAUGUUACCUGUUGCCAUUUAGAAUUAGUAAGUGUAGUUGUGUAUAUGACAAACUGGGUAUUGAACACAAAUUUAAGCGAGAUGUGUGUUGAAUGAGAGAUUUUCAGAUUAGUAAUAAAGCAGUUUCUACUGCAGGAGACUGGGAGUUGAGCUCAGAAAUAACAAUUGUGCAACCUUAAGCAGCUGACACUGAGACAUGUCCACUGUCAUGAAUGUUCUUGUCUAGAUUGGACUGCUUGCUCUCUCUCUCUCUCUCUCUCUCUCCACAUAGAUAAUGCGGUUCCUGUGUCUGCUUCUAAAGGUUGGAGAGCUAUCACAAACUGUUUUAAAGCUAGAAUUGUAGAAUUCAUACUUCAUUUACUUUAGUGGGGUUGAAAGAUCUGUACUGAAACAAGGAAAUGGUACGCUUAAUGAUAUAUAUAUAUAAAUGUUUAAAAAAAUUAGAUGUAAGAGAAAACUGUUGAAUGUUUAUCUUUUCACUUGGAUGCAAAAGGAUUUCUGAACCUUGCUGCUGCAAAAUUCUUUCAUUUGGUCAGGGUCACUAUAUUCCAAGCAGUGUGUACGUUUGGGAUCUCUUAAGGAAUUUGCAAGCACUGCUUUGGCAAAAAAGCUUAGCAAUGGGAGGUAUUAUGCUGACCAAGUUUGAGAUAACCUGUCAUUUGUUGAGUCUGCUUUGUGAUACGGUAGGUGAUAUAUCACUGCAGUCACUGCCCAAUAUCAGGAACUUAUGAGACUGCUAUAGUAUAAUCAUUGUGUGAGGGGUGAGGUUGAUAUUCUAUUAAGUGACCUUGUAAUGCUAAACCCCAACUAGCCUUAAUUUAAAAUAAACUGAGUAAAAUAGGUUAGAUCUGCUGCUGCAGACUAGUUAAAUGCUGAUUAGCCAUCAGGUAAAAGCAGUAGAAUAUAUUAAGAAGUUUUUGCUUAUCACUAGCUAGGAGAACAUAUGUACAGUAAUUUAGGAAGGAAAAAGAUUCUUGACUUAAUUCUCAAUACCAUUUUGUUCUGUCAUGCUUAACAUAUGGUGCACAAUGAAAAUUAAUUAUAGAUAACAUAGUUAAUCAGUUCUUUCAAAUUUACUAUAAGUGGCAAAGCAAUCCUGAAUAAAAGGUCAUCAGGCCCAUUUCUUUGUCUCAGAUGACCUAAAGGGCUUAUCCAGAAUCAAUUUCAAUUUAAAGUGGUUACAGAAAUGCCAUUGAUGUAAUUCUCCUGCUAAAUGAGCUAAAAGACUAGACCGAGUCGUGUGUGAGAGACAGACAGAGGAACACACAAGUGCAGGUUCAAUACAUAACUUUUUUAGUUUUUGGCAUAGUCACUGGAAAUACUACAGUGAAAUUUUCUGGUUGGCUGAAAUGGUUUUUGCCUAUUUCCCAUCCCUGUCUUAUCCACACCCCAUUGGAGAUACUAUGCACAAAAUAGAACAUUUAAAGCACUUGUGCUCUUCGAGAUAAUUUUUUGUUUGCCAGUAAUAGACCUCAGAAAGGCUUUGGCCCUAAAAGAAAUCUGCAGAGAUCUCCUCAUGCUGAGUCAAGGGUCAGUUCUCUCCUUAUUGUCUGGAGGGUCAUUUUUCAUUUGGACAAAUCUGGCUUGAUCCUUGGUUGUUGUAAAUUGCUGCAUUAAGGUGAAUGGAUCUACACUGACAUAUACCCACUAAGGAUCUGCUCCUUAAUCAAACAUAAGCAAUCAGUGUCACUGUAUUAAAGCCCUUCUUUGGGUCACUUCAUCACAUCCACUACAUAGGAAAAUAAAUUGGAAUAUAAAUUUUCUUAGAAAUCUGAAUACAUAUUGAAAAAUUCCAAUCCCAGAUAUCAUUGCAGGCUUGUGGAUCAAAAGCAGACAAGCUAGAAAAAUUAACGUUUAUUAAAGUUGAAGUAAAGUAUGCAAAGUGGAUAGCUCCUACAAUUAAUUUGUUUCUAAUACAGUGAAAGCAGUUGCAUGUGACUGAAACUAUUAAAAUUUUGCCUUUUUUAAGCAGCUGCGUUCCAUCUCUUUUUUUGUAUUAUGACAAUCCUUUGGCCCAGAACCUAGUUCCUCAGUUUGGUGUUUGGCUGUUUUUUGACAGAAGCAAUUUGUGUAUUAGUACUUUAAACUAUGUGCUUGAAAAUGCAACCUGUGAUAUGACCCCAGGCCAGUGGAAUUGUAAUUCUUUCCACUGAAAGACUAGGAAUGUAACCCACAGCUGCAGAGGACAUAAAUAACUGGAGAUAUGGUUAUUGUAUAAACAUUUACAAAAUGCAUGAAGAUUAUUCCUUAUUCCUGCCUGCCUUUCGCAAUUUAUUUUGUUUCAAAAUAUUAACUGUUCCUUUCUUACUCUGCAAGUAAAAAUUGUAGAUAUUUUUUAAAUGAUCGAUAAUUGAAUUUGUUAAAUGAAUAUCUGCAGUUUAUUGGUUAACAAAACAUACAUAGUACUGGUAUGCAUCAUUUCUUUGUCUUGCUAAUUGUCAUUAUUAACUUCAGUGAUCUCUCAAAAAAAGAAUGACCAAAACUAUAUGUCACAGUAGCAUAGCUGUUUUUAAGGGAAUGAAUUAAAAUAUCUGACUCUCAGACUGUAGACAGUACAGGCUGCUUGAUACCACUUACUAUAACUGUGUAGAUACAUUUUCAAUAAUACUUGUGUAUGUUUGAUAGGUAAACUUGACUGAUCUGGCAUGCAAAAAUGUUUAGUGUUUUGUAGACCUAGCAACUGUAAAAGUACAUAAGUUAGAACUCUAUUUACAUGGAAUUCCUAGUGAACAGAAGGGGUGUUAGUUCCUUGCGGAGGGCUUGCCCUUAAAGGAGAGUACCAGACAUCUGUGCAGACUAACUGAUGUACAGAAGCUAUAGCAGCCAAGCUGUAAAGCCAUUCAGUAUUCACUUUACUGAGCUCUGAGAUUGGGAACUUGAAACAGCCCCUAUAAAGCCAGCUAGCAUACUCUUUUGGACACUCUGGGUUUGAGGGGAAAUGAAGCACAACCCUCUUCCAACAUCUGAAACCCCAUGAACCCAAAGGAUUUGGAGGUCCUCUGAGACCUUCAGGUAAAGUUGUAGUAUACUUCCUACUAAGCUUAUGACUUUUGAACGUUUCUCACCAUCAUUGUUGAGUUGCCUCAUGCUUCAUUAUUUUCUGUUUUACCAUUUGACCUGUACACACUCUCAUGUUUAAAUAUCCUAAACAUUACCGUUGUUUUAGAACAACAGAAAACUAUGUAUAUAACUACUUUAAAUGGAAGAUGUAUAAGUGCACCUUGAAAUGUGUAAGAUGUGCAUCUAGAGACAAUUAUACUAUGAUGCUCUAAGAACAGAACAGUUCCCCACACCUUUCUCAGUACAUUUGUACUUGCUAAUGUGGUACUUGGUGAAGUUCUGUUGCCUGCAAUGUACAGGAGGUCCCACUAGAUGAUCACAGUGGUCCCUUCUGACCUUUAAAGUCUAUGACUCUGAGGUAAACCUGUACAUUCAAAGCUAACUUUGUAAGAUCUGAGAUGUGUCCCUUUUUCUAAAACAAUGCUUAUUUUGUGAGCUCAGGAAAAAGCACAGCAACAUGAGCAGAGCAGCCCAGACAAGGUAAGGGAAAUGUCAGUAGCAGAGGCCACCAGCCAGCCAUAAUUCCUAGAUGUUUCAUAUUGCAGCCCGGUGUACUAACAUUAGAGUAGGGUAUAGUUACACCCUAUGCUGGUGGAAGUGUGAGUUUGAGGCUAGGGUCAUUUUUCUAAUGAAUCACUGUUACAGAACCACCUUUUCUACAUAACUCUGCUGAUUCAGUUAGUACCUGUGGUGGGUUGGUCUUUUGGCUGCAAGAUGAAGUGACAGAUGCAAGACCUGCUGGAAGGAAUAUUUUACCCACGGUUUGCUAAGUAGGGCUUCAAACUACAGCAUAGCAGAUUUAGAUUAAAUCUCAGGAAAAACUUCCUUAGUGUAAGAACAGUAGGGCAAUGAACAGACACCUCAGGAGGUGGUGGAAGCUUCUUCACUGGAGGUUUUCAAAAGCAGGCUGGAUAGCUAUCUGUCUUGGAUGUUUAGCCACAACAAAUCCUGCAUCUUUGCAGGGGGUUAAACUAGAUGACCCUUAUGGUCCCUUCUAACCCUAAGUAUCCUGGAUCUUUCUUUGCUCUGUGUUUCACUGUACAUUUACACACUAUUUAAUAUAUUUAAAGAAGGAGAAAUUGUUUUUUAUAGAUGUUAAGGACACUAUAUAAUUGUAAAAGCAUAAAGAAGCUUUGCAAACACUGGACAAAUAACACUCAAGGGCGGACGGACAAAGGCAGAACAGUAGGUUGGAACCUUAUUGUCUCUACCACCAAAACCAAGUAUAUUUCCAACAAGCUACAGGAUCACAGCAGGUGCUUUUGAGAAGAGUGGGUAAUUAGUUCUGCUUCUCUAGUAUUUUCCCCAUGGUGCACUGGCACAUUUUUGGUAUAUGUAUGUGUUGUUUACUAGCUGUUUUAAAGACAAAGGGCCCUCCCUUGAAUAUUGUGUUGUCAUUUACACCUGUGCAAACUGGGUGUACACUGCUGCCAGUUCAGAAUUGUAUAGUUCUCCAUUCGCUUUGCACAGCUGUAAAUGGCUACCCAAGAUGCAAAGCAGUGGAGAAUCAGGCCCAAAGUGCUGAGAUUCAACUAGGCUUGGCAGAAUUUUGAAUUUUUUUAAUAUAAUUUUGACUGAUCAAUGCUUAUUUUUAAGAAUUUUUUCAAUAUUUAUCUAUUUAUCUCUUGAAAUUUUCAUAGUUGUGGGAAAUUGCGGGUGGGUGGAACCAGACAAUAUGGGUGGCCAGGCAAUAAUUAUUUAAUGACAGCCAAUGUUGGCAGACAAAAUGUUAAAGCUUUAUAACUGUUAAAAACACAAAUUGUCAACAUCACAUGUCAAAAAUAAACAAAUUAAAUAUCCUUAAAUCAAAUGCGAAUAAGUUCUCAAGCAGCAUUUUUCUUACUUUACCAAUCUGUAAAUUUUCCUUAUCAAUAGAAAUAUAUAUGCAUAUUUUUUAAAUCAAAUCCUUCCAACCCUAGAUAUUACUACGUAAAAAAUGGCACCUUCUUACUCAGCAGAUCUGCUCCCCGUGUCUAGUCAGAGCUACUGACUGCAGUGACAUAAAUAAGUUUUUAAUACUUUUUGCCUCAGAGUCCACGUCUGGAGGAGAGGCAGGUGGAUUUUGUGCCCUCAUGUGCAUCAUCAACAGAACUGUUUACUGUGCUCCAAUUAGAACUCCAGCCAGGUUAGCAGAUGUCACUGAGGGCAUAAAUGGAAGAUAAUGGCAUUUCACAGGUGUAACUGAGGGCAUAAUUUGGCCUGCAGAACUUUGUUCCCCAUCAUGAUACACAAGAAGGAAAGAACUCAGCUUGACUUUUGAAGGUCAGCUUUAGUUUUCAAGCUAACCUUGAAAAAAACCUUUACUUGUAAAUUGAGAACAUUUGAUAUACAAUUAUUAUGAGGCAAUGGGCAUAGAACCCCAUGAUGCCUAUUUUACAGAAUUUUUUCAGAGACAUAUUGCACUUAAAUAAACAGCUAUUUUUAAAAACAUAAGGAAAAAUGAAGAAGGGCCUGCAAAUCAGCAUGAAAUACAUUCACACUCUAGAAAUGAAGAACACUGCAGGAGAUGUUAUAUAUGUAUUCAGGUCAUUUCGAAAAGUAGAUCUAUGUCUUUCCCCCACUCCCACCCUAUGAGACUGUAUCUGACUAUAAUACAUAUGACUAUCUCACUGUAUCUCUUCUUUCAGUGUGACUUUGGCUGGUGGUGUUGGGUUUCUAAGAAUCUAUAUUGUUUGAGGUGGAGAUAGUUUUGGAGCUGAGGUUGGUGCCACAUUUUAGAGGUACAGGAUGCACAAACUUCAGAUCCUGCUCUGCCCACCUUUAAUUAUAUUAGUCUAUGAAGCAAAGUAAUAUCCAUAUAGAUUUGAUGCAUUUCUUUGGGAAUGUACAUAUUAAAUUCCUUCAGUCCUGCCCCAGAACAUAGCAUUAUUUAAUUGUACAGUAGGGAUUAAAAAAUCCCUCCUAAAAUGUUUAAUACACAAUGAACAGGACAAAUCAGAGCCCUCAUAUAUAGUGAACAAUAUGAUCAGAAAAAUGAACAGAUAUUAAUUGUGCCUUUGUCCAGAGAUCAAGGUUUGAAUUCACUACAGGUGCAUUCACUCCUGGACUAAAGGCCAUGCAGAAUCUUUGCACCACUUCCGUCCUAGUUAAGGUCUAGCAUUUGCCCAGGGGCGAAUCUCUCCCUGUGUUGUACAGACUGAAAGACCCAGGAAAAUCAAUGUACAAAAAGUGAGAAUUCUGUGUCCCUCAACAAAGCUUUACACUGGGGAAUUUUUCAAUUCAGUUGGUUAGUUCCAUAUUCUGAGGUAAAAUUUUGCCCACCUUUUAGUUGUGUUCCUUAACUGUGAGGUAAAUGGAUAUUUCCCUGUCCACCCUGAUGUAAUCCCAAAUAAACACCCUCAGCACAGGCACUCAGAGUAUUAGGCUGAGUCAAGUCACUGGGUUUGGGUUCUCACUUACAUACAGUACUUAAUUACCAUCAUCUAUUUGACAAUUCUUCCCCUCCCAGUCAGUGAAUAUGAGGCACUAAUGCUAUGCCUUUGACAUCUGGAAGUGCUGGUACUGGUGCAUCUCUAUGGGUUGACUUUUGUUGGGCAGGCCCAGGUUUGGGAGCCAGUGUUGUUGUGUUCUGCUCACCAAACCACAAUAUGUAUUAUUAUUAAAUAUUGAACAAAACUCUAAUCAUCUGAAACAAUUUGUGGGUUACAUUAUUUUGUUUCUAUUAAUCUGCUGCAAAACUGAAGCUAAUCAGUUUUGUUAGCCAUUCCCAUGGCUUAUAGAGUAUUGAUUUCUUCAAGGUAAGGACAGUGUCUUCCUAUGUGUCAGCUAGAGCUGGACAAAAUUUUUCAUCAGAAACUUUUCCCACUGAAAAAUGCAGAUUUGGGUUGACUGAAACAUUUCAUCGAUUUGUGCCAAACUGUUUCAGUCAAAAAACACAAACAACAUUCUGAAAAAAUCUAAAUGUUAUAUUUUGUUUGACAUUUUUAAAACAAAACCUUUGGAUUUUUCAGUGUAAAAUGCCUUUUCAUUUUGACACUGCAAUUUCAUUAAUCUUUAAAUAAAACCCUCAAAGCCAAAACAAAACUGCUUGUUUGACCCAAACCAACUUUUUUUUUCUUUCAGUUCAGACACCAAAUCAAAAAAAAUAUCAGUUAGUUGCAUAGCUCUAGUGUCAGGAUCAAGGACUAGAGACCCCUGAUCGUGACUGGGCCUUCUGAGCCUUCGAUAAUGAUUUAAUGCUAAAACGUACUGGGACACAAUCUCAAAGCUACAUAUUAAAGAUAUUUUCUUUGCUGUUCUCCCCCCAUAAGAACAUUGAAGUGAAGAGUGUGGAUGGCAUUUUCAAGAGUACUCAGCACUGACCUAGCUCUAUGCCUGUUGAAGUGGAUGGAGUUUUACUAGUGAUUUCAACACGGGCAGAGUUAGACCAACGUUGAGCACUUCUGAGAAUUCUCAUCCCAUCUGCCCAAAGAGCCAUGCCACGGUCACUUGAUUGGCUUGAUGGCCACCUUGAACACUGAAGAAGCAGAUGAUUAGCAAAACUGUCUGAGAAAAUCCACUUUAAUGCUAACCUGCAUUUGCCCUACAACUUGGAUACCCACUGUGUGUCGAUUAGUGGAGCCCUACACAAUCAUUUGUUGGGAGAUUGUGUUUUUUAUUUUCUCAUGUAUUCUCUGCAAUUAAAUUAUUAUUAUUAUUAAACUGACAAGAAUGACCCUCAUUUGUGUGACUUCAUUGAAACUGCAUUCCACUGCAGCCAAACCCUGAUUUGUAAAGUGUUUGGAGGGGGAAAAAAACAAUAACAGUGGUUCAAGCUGAUAAAGAUCUAAAGAGGCCAAUGAAAUAUUUUGUGUCUCAUGCUGGCCAUUUUCAUGCUUGAGACGAUUGUGUUCUUUUUUUAUUUUAUUAUUUAAUUUCUUGAUUAACAUUUCUGCUUAUUGUGUUUUUCUCAUAGCUAUUCUGAAACAGAGUGAAAUCCAUUUUACUAGAUCCAGUCCUGCUGUUUUUAUUUUUAGUUCUGACUCCAGCAAAACUUCCAUUGAUCCCAGUGGUAGCUUUGCCUGAGUAACAGAAGUGGGUUGUGUGCAGUAAAAAUGGAAUUUUAAAUUGAUCUAGGGAUUGUUUUUGUUGUUUGGUGGUGGUGGGGUUUUGUUUUGUUUUGUCUGCACAAUAUUUUCUGCAUAGGUUGAACUUGUGAUUGGUUUGACUUGUUUCUUGCAUUAGCACUUGCUAAUUCCUCCAUUUAUCCAUGCCAGCCUCUUUGGGUUUUCCACUUUUCCCUUUUAUGGUUCUGCAGAUUCAGUCCUAUUUAACUUUAACUUUAAAGAGGUGAUCAGUAUUAUACUUUGGCAAAAACACUUGCGGCUGAUCCGUUUAAUAACAUUACUAGUUAUGAACAUAUGAUCUUGAUGUAGGGUAAAAAUUUAGGGCCCAGUUGUGUACGCACACUAUACAUAUACCGCCACACUGAAAUCAGUGGGCUUUCCACAAGUCGACCACUUGCAUCUCCAUCUCUUAGGUUGGAAAAUUGAAUACCCCUUGGAUUAACCCUUUGUAAACUAAUCGAUGUAAUCCAAGGAAGAAAUGUUACAUUCUGAAAGAAGGGCAAAUAUUAAUUAAACUAGCGCAAUCUGAAGUGUUUUAUUACAGUUUUCUGAAAUCAUUGGUCUCCUAUGUAUAUUCACAUCACCUCUUUUUGUUUCUGCUGCAAACUCAUUUGGCCACUUGUGAGACUUUACUCAGUUCUUACACAGACAAAACUCAAUGAAAGUGAUGUCAGUGGGAGCUUUGCCCGUGGAAAGACUUCAGGAUUUGGGCCCUGGGUAGUAUUCAUAGGUAUGUGUUAGAAAUGCCCAGGGUCAGUGGUUAAACCAAACCUCUGAAAUGAAAUUGGUAAACAGCCAAUUAAAUUAAAAGAGAGAAGGAGUGUGAUAGGAACUAGUGUAUAUAGUCUGUGUUUCUAAGCGUGAUCACUGUUUGCUAUUUUAUAAAUGUUUAGGACAUUUCUGGAAUUUUUAAUGUGAAAGGAGUAAACUUUUCUUAUUCUGCUAAUGUACCUGCAUUAUGUAUUAUUUCUUUAUUGACUAUGCUUUUCAAUAUGUCAGACAUUUUCUUCUGUAAAUAUGACAUGCAGUUUUACGGAAGUCUUAGACGCAUUCAUUUGAAUUUUUUAAAGACUGUACUAAUGUGUGGUAAUGUGUUUUAGAAAUGGCAUCUUUGUUGUAAGAUGUACAAACUAUUUAAACUGACUUCUUUUGUUGUUGUUCAUAGAAACAGCACUAAGAAAUGCAUGUUCUUGUUCACUUUUCCUUGUGCAGCUGCGGACAGUCAUUAUAAUGAUGCAAUUGGUUUACAUCGUGUACAAAACCCGCAUCCUUAUUUUUAAUAGGGGUUAGUUUAAAACUCGCACAGACUUUUCCUAAAAAGUCUAUUUUUGUGUAUUUAUCUCUCAGCUUCAAGUUUUUUUUUUUUUUUGAUCACACAUUCUGUGCUGCUCCCAGUGCUACUUGCCUGUGGCCAGGUCUGCAUGAGGGCAAGACUCGGAAGUCUUCCCCAUAGACUUAUGCCCCACUCCCCAUGUGACAUGGGUGAUGAAAGAGCAGUGAGGAGUGCUCAGCUAUCUCAGUUUUUCAAGCAUGAUGUCAUGACUAGAUCAUUCAGGCCUUUACCCCCCCCCCCCCCCAGAAGACAGACUGAUCAGUCACUUUUGCUGUCACUUUCCCCUCAUGCUUCAUUGGCUAAGUCAAAACAAAAUGAAUGUGUUACAACCUUAGCUUAGCCUAGUGUAGUCCUUUUUUCAUGCUGAUGUGGGUAACUGACUUAAAAACUGUAUCAUUUAAAUAAGAAUGAGUCUGAAUAGCUAACUCUGGGUCUGAAUCCUGCUCAGGGUUUAGGUUCAGCCCAUUACCCAGAUGGGACCAAUUAUGAAGUUUAGAUCCACAUUCCUUUCAAGUUUCAGGGGUGCUCAGAUCCAGGAUUUUGGGAUGGGCCAAUCUCGAUAUUUAACAAAUUUUCUGAGAGGAAUAUGGAUCCAUUUUGCACACUGUGCCACUGCAUCUUAUGGAUGUUUUUAUGAGAAAACAGUUUAAAAUGCACCUGGCCAAAUGAUAAAUUUAGCAACUGUUUUUCCUUGUUAUACAAACACACACAAAACAGCAUUGUGUGGUUAAAAAAGAUACAUUUGUGACAGUUUCUUUUUCAGUGCCAAACAUAAUGAGCAGUAUUGUUUGAAGGGAAAUAAGAAUUUUUUACUGUAUUAUUAUUAUUGUUGAACAAAUCUUGUUUUUUAAAUAUUAGAUUUUUUGAAGAAUUUUGUAUUGUAAACUGUUUUGUGACAUGGUGCUUUUUCAUACUGGAAUUACUGAUUGCACCGAACUCUGAAUUGUUUUUCUUAUAUAAAUGCGUAACCUUGAACAAUCUUUAUGAACAUCAGUGUAUGGUGAAUACCAAGGUUCACAAAGAAAUUUCCCUAUUGAAGCCCCUAAAUGUUCCUGCCUACUAAUAAAUACUCUGCUGCAGCUA
This is a messenger RNA of Caretta caretta (loggerhead turtle), 12243 nucleotides long. It is a transcript of the gene NCALD, whose product is annotated as neurocalcin delta. The record is from RefSeq and is a predicted model, not a curated record. Gene Ontology annotation, molecular function: tubulin binding; actin binding; calcium ion binding. Lineage: Eukaryota; Metazoa; Chordata; Testudines; Cheloniidae. Gene Ontology annotation, biological process: calcium-mediated signaling.